This is a messenger RNA of Lipotes vexillifer (Yangtze River dolphin), 1818 nucleotides long. RefSeq names its product zinc finger protein 214 (gene ZNF214). The transcript is spliced from 2 exons. Gene Ontology annotation, molecular function: RNA polymerase II cis-regulatory region sequence-specific DNA binding; DNA-binding transcription factor activity, RNA polymerase II-specific. Gene Ontology annotation, biological process: regulation of DNA-templated transcription. The coding region runs from base 1 to 1818 and encodes 605 amino acids. NCBI's taxonomy places the organism in Eukaryota, Metazoa, Chordata, Mammalia, Artiodactyla, Lipotidae. The record is from RefSeq and is a predicted model, not a curated record.
AUGGCAGUAACAUUUGAAGAUGUGACUGUUAAUUUUACUUGGGAGGAGUGGAAAUUCUUGGAUUCUUCUCAAAAAAAGCUCUACAGAGAGGUCAUGUGGGAGAACUACACAAAUGUCAUGUCAGUAGGAAACUGGAAAGAGAGCUACAGACUCCAAGAAGAAAGAUUCAGAUAUUUUGAACAUGAACAUCUUUCCUGCUGGCAAGGCUGGAGGAAUGCCAGCACUCAGAUAUACGAUAAUCAAAACUAUGUGGAAAUGGUUCAAGGUAUAGAUUCCAAAGACCUAAAGCAGCAACACCUUUCUCACUCUCAAGAAUGGUUAAUACUCUUCACACAAGUACCAGGGUUUGGGAACUAUGAACUGACUUUUGAAGGUAAAAUUCCCAGGAACUUAAAAUAUACGAAGUUUAUACCUUGUCAAUCCUUAGAAACAAAACACACUGAAGACAAGAGUAGAGAAAUCUAUGUGAGUGAUUCACAUGGUUUUCAAGGAUGCAGAUACCAUGUUGUCAUAUCCAGGAAAAAUCUCUCUGUGGAAAGAGAACAGAAGCUCAUAGGUCUGCAUUCUUAUAUCCCAGGAGAGGAAGCCCUUCCAGAGUACAUUGGGGAGAUAUGCCAAAAUGACCUGCUGAAAGGCUCUGCGGAAGAGAAAUACCGUGGAUAUAAUAAAUGUAAAGAAAGUUAUUAUUGGAACUCACAGUGUGUUCACAAGAGAAAUCAACUUGGAGAAAAGUUGUAUCCAUGCUCCAUCAGCACAGCGUGCUUCACUCAGAGAUCAGACCUAUACAGACAUCCAAGAAUCCGCAUAGGUAAGAAGCUGUACAGAUGUAAUGAAGUUGCCAGUAACUUUAGUCAGAGCUUCGGUGUUCACUUUCAUCAGAGAGUCCACCCAGGGGAGGUACCUUAUAUAUGUAAUGUGUGUAGUAAGAGCUUCAGUCAGAUCGCCAGUCUUCACUGUCAUCAAAGAGUCCACACAGAAGAGAAACUCUAUAGACUGCAGUGUGAUAAGGACCUCGGUAGAAAUUCAUUACUUCAUAUUCACCAGAGACUUCACAUAGGAGAGAAGCCUUUUAAGUGUGAUCAGUGUGGUAAGAGUUUUAGUCGGAGUUCAGUACUUCAUGUUCAUCAGAGAGUCCACACAGGAGAAAAACCAUAUAAGUGUGAUGAGUGUGGUAAGGGCUUCAGUCAGAGUUCAAAUCUUCGAAUUCAUCAGUUAGUCCACACAGGAGAAAAGUCCUAUAAAUGUGAUGACUGUGGUAAGGGCUUUACCCAGCGCUCAAAUCUUCAAAUCCAUCAGAGGGUGCAUACAGGAGAGAAGCCUUACAAAUGUGACGACUGUGGGAAGGACUUUAGUCACAGCUCAGAUCUUCGCAUUCAUCAGAGGGUCCAUACAGGGGAGAAGCCCUAUACUUGUCAUGAAUGUGGGAAGGGCUUCAGCAAGAGUUCCAAACUUCACACUCACCAAAGAGUACAUACUGGAGAGAAACCCUAUAAAUGUGAACAGUGUGGGAAGGGCUUCAGUCAGCGUUCUCAUCUUCUCAUUCAUCAGAGAGUCCAUACAGGAGAAAAACCCUAUAAAUGUGAUGAUUGUGGAAAGGGCUUUAGUCACAGCUCAAAUCUUCACAUUCAUCAGAGGGUCCACACAGGAGAGAAGCCUUAUCAAUGUGCUAAGUGUGGUAAGGGUUUCAGCCAUAGCUCAGCUCUUCGAAUUCAUCAAAGAGUCCACAUGGGAGAAAAGAUUCAUAAAUGCCAUGAGUAUUACAAGGGGUUCGAUCAGAAUUCACAUCUUCACAGUAAUCACAGAAGAAAAACCUUAUAA